Archocentrus centrarchus (flier cichlid) is the source of this 3038-nucleotide messenger RNA. RefSeq names its product OAF homolog a (Drosophila) (gene oafa). NCBI's taxonomy places the organism in Eukaryota, Metazoa, Chordata, Actinopteri, Cichliformes, Cichlidae. The record is from RefSeq and is a predicted model, not a curated record.
UAUGGCUUUAAGAGUUUACUACCAACACUGCACUCUUUUCACUCACACGCCGCAGAAAGUUUGGAGGCCAGGCGAGCAGCGGGAUACCGACGGAUAGGAAGUGACGGGGACGGAGUUUGAGAAGGAGGAAAAAAAAAAAGAGAGAGAGGGAGAGAGAGAAGACGUGAACAUCAGCGCAAAGCAGAAUGAGAAGCGACUUGCAAUCAUCGGACUAUUGACUGUGGUGCGGGAGGGAACUGAAGUGCGCAUGAUCUUAUCAACAACACCGGAGCGAGAGACUUUCAAUGGAAGGGAACUGGUCCCAGAAGUGAAAGGGAGAGAUUCCAGAGAGGACGUUUGUCGUCUUGUUUCUGUGAAUGUGCUUGUAAUUCUGGAAAGCACUGACACACGGCGGUGGUGGUGGUGUUGGGGGACCGUAUGAAAGAGCGACCAAUUAAACUUUGAACAUGAAGGAAAAGACUUGAGGAAACAACACAAGAGCACAGCUGGGAUAUGAGCGGAGAUCUUUGGAUUUCGCCGCGAUUUUUUUCUCCUCUGUCGGGUACAGUUUUGCGUCUUUGGGGAUGUUUGCGAGUUGCAUCUCUGCGGCUUCAGUUCGGAUACUGACUCGUUUCUGCGCCCUGGUGCUGGUCGUCUCUGUGGGACUUGCUUCAGAGCUGCGGGUCCGGGUCCGACUCUCUGACGGACUGGUGACCGAGGAGGUUUUGGAGGCGGACAGUGAGAAAGACUCGAUAUCAGUCGAAUUCAAGCAGGGAGAUGGGACGCUCAUCACCUUUGUGGUGGACUUCAAACGGGAUGUGAAAAUAUUCCGAGCGCUGAUCCUGGGCGAGCUGGAAAGAGGGCAGAACCAGUACCAAGCCCUGUGCUUCGUCUCCCGCCUCAACCGCAAUGAGAUCAUCCCCAGUGAGUCCAUGGCCCGUCUCAGGCAGAAAAAUCCCCAGGCCAUUCGCUUGGCAGAGGAGCGGAGAGGACUGGAGCAGCUGACCAUGAGCGUGGCGGUCAAUCUAAGUCGGGCCUGGCACCUCAGCUCCCACAGCAACAUGUGUAGCGAGGCUCGCGAGGCGAUCUACACCAGGGAGGCAGAUGUCAAACACUGGCUGGAAAAAGGGGUGGAUGGCUCCAUAUUUGAGGUCCUGCCCCAAACAACAGAGCUGCCCAGCUUUCAGGCCUGUCAUUCUACCAAAGACUUGUGGCAGCCAUGUCUCUGCACAUACAGCCUGCGUCUGGAGUGGUACCCAUGUCUGCUGAAGUACUGCCGCAGCCGGGAUACAAUGGGCAAAGGCUCCACCUACAAGUGUGGCAUCAAGAGCUGCAGCAAGGGCUACCAUUUCACCUACUACGUUCCCCAAAAACAACUCUGCCUGUGGGACGAGGAGACCUAGAGUUCUGUUGCGGAUGUUUAAGAAACGAGAAUACGUGUUCUUUUUUUUUUUUUUUUUUUCUUUGUUUUUUUCGCCAGCAAAGCCAAUGCUUCUCCACCCAUGCUAUUCAAAGUAGCCACAGCAACACUGGACCUUGGUUUAGAUCACAUCAAGUGAAGCUGUGUCAGGUGGGGAGUGCUGAGAUCCAGAUGUUCGUGCUGAAGCAGAACUAAAUUCAGGUUCCAAAUGAGACCAAAAACUUUUAAGGAAGAUGCAGCAAAGUCACUAAUGUUAAAACAUUUCUAGUGGAAUAAUGACACAUUGCUGUCAGCCUUAAUGUCUUUUUUUUUUUGCCGAGAAGCUGUCACUUUUGUGCCUUUUCUGGGAAAGUGAGUGGAGCGAAUGACACAAAACCUCUCAAGCCUCUCAAACAAGCUAUGAUAUGCACAAAGGUGGACGGUUGAACACCAGCAGAGGAACAACACUGUCCCACUCUCAGUCAAAGGAGGUAGACAAAUUCUUCCCUCCAGGUGAAGGAAAAUUUGGACGGUGGAUUUAUCGGUCUUCUAAAGCUCUGUGAAAACAAUUUUAUUGCCAGCUGAAUGCUGGUUUAUACCAUGUAAGCAUGCUUACAAAGAAACAAAUUCUCCAAUGCUGGCUUUAUUUAUUUUGGUUGCAAAGUGAAAUUAUGGAGGACUAUUUUUUUUUUAAUCUUUUUAAUAUAAUAACCUCAUCUGUUUUCUUUCCUGUUUGCAUUAAACAGUUUCUGAAGUCCAUCAUUCUAAAACCACACAUCCUCAGUAACAAAGUAUUCAAACACAUUUCAGGGUAACCUCUUGGCUGUUGUUUCUCAUGCGUACGCUGUGCUUAUAUGUGGCCUGUUUUCAUUUUUGCAUAGAUGGUGACAAAAAAAAAAGGCUUAUUGUCAUAUUUAGUCCUGAGUUGCUCUGUCAUUACCCAUGGGGACACCUGAUGCCACGCCGCUCUAAGUCUUUUUAAAAAGUGUCAAACCAAAGUCAAAAGAAAUGCUGUCAAAUGAGCAGCCUUUCAAUUUCUAGACACAGUUUGUUUUUCCCAUGUGAGGAUUCGCUGAAGCGUCAGUACAGGUAGGCGCUUUAAUAAUCUACACUGCCAUCUUCUGGUUAACCAACAUUUUUAAAUUCUUAUCUGGUCUGUAUUUCACUGCAAGAAUUCUGCUUCUUGGUUUUCUGGUUUUGUCUGUUCACAUCAGCAGUUAAAUGCUUAUAAUUUAUGCAUCUCGUGCCCCUGAUAAGGAGCGCUUCUUAAAUUUGUGGGACCAAAUGUAAUUUGUCUGUCUGUUCUCUAGAGCACUAGGUUCAAGUAGGAGUUUUGGACUGCUUUUCCUCCAUCUUAACUUCAGCCUUUUUACUGCCAUAGCAUUAAAACAAACAAACAAAAAAGUUGUGUUUAGUGUGUUGGUAUGUCCUGCUAACUAAAGAACCAAAUGAGUUGAAACACUUCUAUUGUGGCCUUCUCUGGUGAUCAAGUGCCUUAACAUUUCCACUGAUGUUUUUGCUAUGUAAUUGUAGAUUACAUUGUUAAACAUAUAUUUUUUUUUCUAUGAAAGAGUUUUUAAUAUGUUGUAAAAGCUGCCAUAAGGAGAAAAUGAAGCAAUUAGGUAAUGUACCAUUUAAGAGCAGUUUUACUUGUUUUAAU